AAUGCAGCACGAUGCCACGUCUCCUGAUUGGCGCCACAGCCGAACAAAACUCACGUGACCGCCACGAGCACAUGACAGUUUGGGUGAACGUCAUCAUGGCUGCAACACAACAAGCCUUCUACUGGCUGGGUAAUGACACCCUGAGGGUGGCUGCUGCCCUAUUUGCAGAAAACCGGAGACGCCUGUGCAAAGAGCUGAAAGCCAAAGAUGGUGUGGCGCCACAGUCAGUGGUUGUGCUGCAGGGAGGAGAGCAGAAGCAGAGGUACUGCACGGACACCGACGUCCUCUUCAGGCAGGAGUCUUUCUUCCACUGGACCUUUGGUGUAACCGAGGCCGACUGUUAUGGAGCCAUUGAUGUGAACUCCGGAAAAUCCAUGCUUUUUGUUCCCAAACUGCCUGAGAGCUAUGCCACUUGGAUGGGAGAGAUCUUUCCUAAAGAGCACUUCAAGGACAAGUAUGCCGUAGAUGAGGUGCAUUACACCUGCGAUAUUGUGGACGUGCUGUCCAACCUGAGACCAGCGGUUCUGCUAACUCUGCGAGGACAGAAUACCGAUAGUGGGAGCAUCUGCCGUGAAGCUUCCUUUGAAGGAAUUAGUGGUUUUCAAGUAAACAACACUCUCCUGCACCCAGUCAUUGUGGAAUGCCGCCUGAUUAAGACUGAUAUGGAGCUGGAGGUUCUGCGCUACACCAACAGGAUCUCCAGUGAAGCUCACAAAGAGGUGAUGAAAAAUGUGAAGCCUGGAAAAAAAGAAUAUGAAAUGGAGAGCCUCUUCCAGCACUACUGCUACACCAGAGGAGGCAUGCGCCACACCUCCUACAGCUGUAUCUGUGGAACGGGCCACAACUCCUCUGUGCUCCACUAUGGCCAUGCUGGGGCUCCUAAUGACAAGACUAUUGCAGAUGGAGACAUGUGCCUCUUUGACAUGGGUGGAGAGUAUUACUGCUACAGUUCAGACAUCACCUGCUCCUUCCCAGCUAACGGAAAGUUCACUCCAGAUCAGAAGGCCAUCUACGAGGCUGUCCUCAAGUCCUCCAGAACUGUCAUGGCUGCCAUCAAACCAGGUGUGAAGUGGCCUGAUAUGCACCGUCUGGCUGACCAGGUUCACCUGGAGGAGCUGGUGAAGAUUGGGAUCCUGCAGGGCAGCGUGGCAGACAUGGAGAAGGUCCAUCUCGGCUCGGUCUUCAUGCCCCAUGGCCUGGGACACCUGCUGGGCAUCGACGUGCACGAUGUGGGAGGCUACCCUGAGGGGAUUCAACGCAUCGAUGAGCCUGGACUGAAGAGUCUACGGAUGGGACGCCUCGUGCAGGAGAGGAUGGUCCUCACUGUGGAGCCUGGCAUAUACUUCAUCAACCACCUGCUGGACCAGGCCUUGGCCAACCCGGCCCAGAGCUGCUUCAUCAACAACCAAGUGCUGGCUCGCUUCCGCGGCUUCGGAGGGGUUCGCAUCGAAGACGACAUCGCUGUGACGGCAGACGGCGUAGAGCUGCUGACCUGCGUCCCUCGCACCGUGGAGGAGAUCGAGGCUUUCAUGGCAAACUCUGAGAAAACCUUCAGCCCCGUCGUCAGCAGCGAGAAACUCUAAAUGAUGUCUCUCAAAAAAAAAAAAUCAACAUCAUCAUUUAGCACAGAUUAAAAACAUACGCAUUGAUCAAGUGAAAUGACUUUUCUCUACAUCCGUCACCUUCAUGGCCUGCGGAACCACAUAUAAUCAAGAAUAAUUAAACAGAGCUGACACGAGACAUGAAAGAAGCAAAUGACUUGACUGUGUUGAUACAGAUUUUAUAAUAGCUGGAGCUUUGUGGUCAUUUUUAAAUCACUUUAAGGGACAGUCUCUACCUUAAUACACCAAAUGUAGUGAUUUCUGUGCCUCCUGACUUUUUUACUCAACUUUGUAAAGUGACAUUAAAUAAACAGCUUAAUUUGCAUCAA
Betta splendens (Siamese fighting fish) is the source of this 1930-nucleotide messenger RNA. RefSeq names its product peptidase D (gene pepd). The record is from RefSeq and is a predicted model, not a curated record. Gene Ontology annotation, molecular function: manganese ion binding; metalloaminopeptidase activity. Bases 12 to 1583 code for a protein of 523 amino acids. NCBI's taxonomy places the organism in Eukaryota, Metazoa, Chordata, Actinopteri, Anabantiformes, Osphronemidae. The transcript is spliced from 15 exons.